Messenger RNA from Antrostomus carolinensis (chuck-will's-widow), 965 nucleotides. RefSeq names its product methylcrotonoyl-CoA carboxylase beta chain, mitochondrial-like. The record is from RefSeq and is a predicted model, not a curated record. Gene Ontology annotation, cellular component: mitochondrion; methylcrotonoyl-CoA carboxylase complex. Gene Ontology annotation, biological process: L-leucine catabolic process. Lineage: Eukaryota; Metazoa; Chordata; Aves; Caprimulgiformes; Caprimulgidae. Gene Ontology annotation, molecular function: methylcrotonoyl-CoA carboxylase activity.
UGUUCCAGGGGAUUACCAGAUAUCCCAGUAGUAAUGGGAUCCUGUACAGCAGGAGGAGCAUAUGUACCUGCGAUGGCUGAUGAAAGUAUUAUUGUUGGCAAACAGGGAACAAUAUUCUUGGGAGGGCCACCACUGGUAAAAGCAGCAACAGGUGAAGAGGUAUCAGCAGAGGAUCUUGGAGGGGCAGAUCUUCACUGCAGAAAAUCUGGUGUAACAGAUCAUUAUGCUUUGGAUGACAAUCAUGCACUUCAUCUAGCAAGGAAAGCUGUAAGAAGUUUAAAUCUCCAAAAGAAAGUAGAUGUGACUAUAGAACCAUCGGGUUUUUUUCCUGCUGAUGAAAUAUAUGGAAUAGUUGGCGACCAGCUGAAAAGAAACUUUGAUGUCAAAGAGGUCAUUGCUAGAAUUGUAGAUGGAAGUAAAUUUGAUGAAUUCAAAGCCUUGUAUGGGGAUACGUUAAUUACAGGAUUUGCAAGAAUAUUUGGGUAUCCAGUAGGAAUUAUUGGAAACAAUGGAGUUCUUUUCUCAGAGUCAGCAAAAAAGGGUACACAUUUCAUCCAGUUGUGUUGCCAGAGAAAUAUUCCCAUUGUGUUUUUGCAGAAUAUUACAGGUUUCAUGGUUGGUAGAGAGUAUGAAGCUGGAGGGAUAGCAAAAGAUGGUGCCAAGAUGGUAACUGCUGUAGCUUGUGCCAAUGUACCUAAAAUAACAGUGAUAAUCGGUGGUUCUUAUGGAGCUGGAAACUAUGGCAUGUGUGGAAGAGCAUAUAGUCCAAGAUUUCUUUAUGUGUGGCCAAAUGCUCGCAUAUCAGUGAUGGGAGGGGAACAAGCUGCAACUGUUCUAGCUACCAUAGCUAAGGACCAAAAAGCAAGGGAGGGAAAACAGUUAUCUGAGGCAGAUGAAGCAGCUUUGAAGGAGCCAAUCAUUAGGAGGUUUGAGGAGGAAGGAAACCCUUAUUAUUCCAGUGCAAG